GACUGAAAGCGUCUUGACAUACAUAGAAUUUGCCUACCAUACACAGAUGUGGGAACGCUGUAGCUGUCAUCCAGAUCUUGACUCGAUAAAUUAUUUUACCUAUUGGUUCAGGGUGUUUUUAUCUCUCAACUUCAGUGGAUAAAUUCUGAGAAAGUGACAAUUUCAUUAUUUUUCUCUUGGAUACAUUUACGUGAGAAAAAUACGCGGCUGUCAGCUAUUGUUCGAAGAGGAUAACUAUUUUCGGAACACAGUAUUGGACAAAGUAGCUGUAGUUGCCCUCCGAACUUUGAGCGUGUUUAUGAAAAGAAGUGCCAGUGAUGGGUAUGACGACCACACUUGAUCCUAACUGAGGGAAUACAUUGGAGUAAAAGUUCGCCUACCAUGAAUACUCAAUUCUGUCUUCUGCUCUUCUUGCUUGGCACCGGAUAUAGCUUAGGUGCAAAAUUCUCGAGCAAGUGCUUCAGCGACGCAGACUGUCCUGAACAUGCAGAAUGUUUGAUCCGGGGCUGUGAAGGCAGUAUAUGUCUAUGUAAACUUAAUUACAUCCCGACAGAUGAUUACUCCAAGUGUAUCAGAGUUGCGGAAAUAGGUGAAAAAUGCGAUGAAACAACCCGAUGCCGUGGGAUAAGGAGUCGCUGUGCCGCCAAUGGAAUCUGUCAGUGCCAGAGUGGAUACACACCUACACAACGAGACCCCUCUGACCCAUUGGGGAAUCAGACAUUGUGUAAAAAGGCGUUAACGGACUGGUCCUACGCCCUCCUUGGGGAGAAAUGUAGUCCACCCACGAUCGAGUGCGAGGAGACGGACACGCACUGUAUCAAGGACAUGUGUAUCUGUAAGGAAAACUUCCGCGAAGCCACCAAACAGGAACAAAACGCAUAUCCUUUUAAUUUCUUUCAGUGCGUCAAGAACAAUUUUAGAUUGAAUGUGUCUGUAUCACAGAGCGAAUGCAGUCUAUAUCCAGCUCCUGCCCAUCCUACGGUGAAUACACAGGUAUUGGCAACGACGACCACAUCGCCAUUAUCAACCAUCAACGGCUUAACUUCCGGAUUGUUGAUAGCGUCACAAACGGCCACGGCGUCCAUUUUUACUCCAUCCACAUCAGCUUUAAAGCAAACUAUGUCAUCAGAGUCAUUUGUAAGUUUGACAAACAUGUCAUCCUCAUUAUCGGCUCCAUUCAAUACGGAAGCUACCUUAUCAAGCGUUAUGCCGACCUCGUCGAGUUUAACCUCGCCAACGACAGGUGAAUUUCACACCGAUGUUACGACAUCAACUACAGGUGGAAUUGAUUUGUUUGCAAGUACGCAAGGGACAACCACAUCACGCACACUAGAUCUUUCGCCAAGUUUGGAAAUUUCUUUAUCACACACAUCGUUGUUUACACCAAGUUUAAACAGUAAACAGAUACUAUCAUCGCCGGUGGUAGCCGCAACGCCGAUCCGGAUCACACUAUCUUCGUCAAUAGUUGCAGUCCAAACUUCAAUUGCUAUUAAAACGAGUAAUUUACAAACAGUCUCGUCGCGGACAUCUGCUCAUCCGCUGGACACCUCAUUAUGGGCAUCAGCGUAUCCUCUUGGUUCCUCGGGACUAGUGACAUCUCUAGAAAAUACUACUCCUCUAAAAUCAUCAGAAUAUAUUCACGUAUCGACGGAGAUCCAGCAGAGUACUGCAGCUGUCACUGGUAUCCAUAGUAACACAGUGGCAAACGUUGCUACGAACACGCCUACCAGUGUGAUAAUGAGCCAAUCGAACCAAGUGAUGACAUCGUCUGUUAGUUUGCAUCCUACACCUUCUUCCAACCAUAAUCUGUCUUCUAAAGCGCCCUCUACACCGGGGACAACUGUUAUUUCUACGACCCCAAUUGUCGGGUUCAUUGGCCAAAGAUGUCUGAAGGGUCACGUGUGUCCUUCACAUUCCAUUUGUGAGCUUGACCUCUGUGGUGUAAACAGAUGUCGCUGUUUACCGGGUUUUAUUGUCCACAAUGGUGGGAUAGAGUGCAUACCACUUUCUGCACUUGGGUCCGUUUGCGUAUCAGAUGCACAGUGUAUUGGACCAAACACAAAAUGCCAUAACAACGCAUGUACUUGUCAAUCCAACUAUAUCCUAAACAACGACAAAACGCGCUGUAAACGAGAUACUGAGUGGUUUGUGGCCUUCCCACUACUUCAUGGGAAAUGUAGGAACUUCUUUGCGGAUUGUUAUAAUGACUUUGAACAAGAGUGCUCCACCGGAAGAUGCAAAUGUAAACUUGGUUUAAGGGAAGCUUCCCUGAAUGACAUUUACGAUAAACAUAAAAGCUACUCACAGUGCCGAAACUCCACACUUCCAACAGACUUCCGGUCCCAGGCUAGUUGUGACGGGGACUUGAUACAAGAAGAACCGGACCCUACGUCAGAGGAAGCAGAACGUAAAAUCAAAGUCAUGAAGGGAGCCAUCAUUGGCGGUAUCUGUGGUUUUGUGUUCCUUCUAGCGUCAGCAGUAACGAUCAUACUGUUGGUACGGCACAAACGAAGAACGAAAAUUCGCCAUAUAAGGACAGACACGACAUCUCUGAACUCCUUUGAUCGAAGGUCAAGCGGGAAGUAUUCAUUCCGACUACCUCGGCCUUUUGCAUUUGAUCUUGGCAAGGACAAGGAGUGGGAGGCUGAGCAUCUCUCGGUCCAUAACUCAGAGUUUGAACCAACGACAGACAACGAUACGGUUCUUACGUUAAAGGACACUGAUGGCCCAUCGAUGAAUGGGACUUUUUCAAACCCCAUAGAUGUAUCUGACAGUCCUAUACAGGGAACAAGAUGACACUAAUAUCAGUGUAUGUUCAUAUUUCUUAAAGACUUUGUUUCAAAGACAUUCGCUUUUUCCAAGCAUUUAUUUUUUAUUUUUUAUUUUUUUUCCGGAAAGAAGGUUUAUCCUGUCUCCUACGUUUGGAUUCUCGACGUUAACACCUGCAGAAAGUUAUGUUCAUGCGGAUUGAGUUUGCAUAUAAUUCGUCCUUUCUGUAUCAAUGAAUACUGACUAUUAUACUUGCUAUUAUAUGUUUCAUUUCAAACAAUUCAUGAAGUGAAUUUGUACUUUUAUCGUUAGUUUUAUGGUUAGUUAUGUCCACAAACAAUUCUUUUAGCCCAUCAUGAAUCUACGACAAACAAAACUUAACAAAUAGACAAAUCAUUUAAAUGUUUGAUAUGUUAUUCUUUGUUUCUUUAGAAAGUUACACCUUUAUGUAUUAAAAGGCAGGGUGACAACCCAGUAUAAGGUACAGAACACAGUAAUGAAAUGAUUACAACAACAUUAAAAAUCUCGAGGAGACACCAUAAUGAUGUAAAUAGAGUCACCACGUGACAUCGAGUAUCCAAUGGGACGAGUUUAUUCUGCGGUAUAUAUAAAUAUAUGUAUAUACACCUGAUAAAUUGAGAAUGUGUGACAAUGGAGGAAGUAUUUUUAGCGUACCAAACGUGUUUCAAUAUAUAUUUUGUAUAAGCUACUGUAAUUUGUAAUAUAACAUAUUUUUAUUUAUAUAUUUGAACAUAUUAUGAAUGUAUUUACUACCUUUAUGAUCUAUGAACUUUUAUAAGGAUAUAUAAAUGAAAAUUUAUUCCAGAAAUUAAAUUCUUUGAUAAUAACUAAGUAGAUAAGUAGAUAAGAAAAAAUUAUCUUACAAAUGAUCAAACAUACAAAACUAAAGGCAAUACUUAUAUGUUUUUAUAAUUCCUCAUUUAUACAUUUAAUAUGAUUUAAGACCUAAUACGUGCUAUCAUAAGGGGAAAAGACAAACGCAGAUAUACUCUGAUUAUGUAUUUUAUUAAUGAAAAACAUAAUAUCAUUAUCAGAAGACAACAUAGCUAGCCAAGUGGGUUGAAAUUCGGAAUUAUCUUUUUAGUUCAAAGGUCACUGUCAAGUUCAAUAGGUCCGCAAAUGUAUUGCCAAUGCAAAUAUCUUGUCAAAAGUUUUUUAUGCAAGUAGGUCAAAGGUUAUGGUCAAGGUCAAGGUUAGCAGGUACAAAUGGAAAGGUCUUGUCACAAGGAAUACACGUGUCAAAUAAAUUGUAUCCUCAACACACAACACUGUUUUAUAAAAAACUUUAUCCUAGCUGUCUAUAGACGCCGGCAAAGGGGGUAUAGCAAUUGUUCCCUAUGGAAUUCGUCCCGGCGAGCUAAAAUGAUCACUUGCAUUAGCAAUAGAUGAUCCAUAUACAUGUAUGUAUGUCUUUGCAUAUAUAAAUAUUUAUAAAUAAUAUACAUUUCGUCAUCAUGUCAAGUUUAAAUAUAAAAGCUACAACAUAUAUUGCAAAAUCACUAUUAAUCAAAGUAUGAAACUUAAAGAACAAUCAGAGAGUCACCUUACAAAAAAAACACAUUGUAACGAUAAAACCCAUACCAAUAUAUAUUAUCUAUUUUAUCACUGAGUAUUUAAAAAUAUAUAUAAAUAGACAUUUAAUUUCGGAAUUACCAUCGUUCAUAUUUAACUUGAUUUACGAUAAAGCUAAAUACAUCGCUUUAUGGUAUAUAAUAUGUAUUUACUAAGUAUACUACUAGCGUGUAAACUACUACAAUGUUGAAACCUGCCUGUGUAUAUCAUUUAUCACAUGCAUACUUGUACAUAGUAAUUUAGAGGAUCUUUUAGCAGUUUCCAUUAGCUGGCUUAAUAUUUAUGUAAGAGUUAAAUACUUUUUAUUUUAUUUUAUUAUUCUUUUUUUAUUUUACCAAAAAUCAUUUUAUCUAGUAAGGUUAAAUAAAAACUCUAAAUCUUAAAAUCAAAUUGAUUAUCUUGUAAGAUUCUGUUUAUCACUAAGAUAAUUUCCAAACAAUCGUGAAAUCUGCAUUUCAUUGCAUAUAUAAUAGGAAAAGGUUAUGAAAAAUACCCUGCCCGCGCUGUGGCUCGAACUAGCGACCUCUCACUCUCAAGGCAAACAAUGUACCUCUUGGCUAAAGGGAAAUCCCCGCUAGUCUGAGCUAGUCAGGCCAACGUAUACUCUCUACUUUUAAACAUUUAAAUUUUAUGGCGAUAUUUUCACUCCACAUUACUGCCUUUUAUUUAUUUCUCUUUUUCAUUGAUCUUCAAUCAAUCACAGCAGGUGACAUGCGUGUUUACACAAAUAAAACGGUAGUUUGUCAAUUAACCUUAUUUAUAUCCUCUACUAAAUCAGCAUAUACAUAUAGGUAUCUACGGUAUUCAUACCCUUCAAGACAACAGAUGUAUUUUCAUUAUUAUUUGUUGAUUUGACAAUAAAGUGCUGGAUUUUAAUUGUU
Messenger RNA from Pecten maximus, 5243 nucleotides. RefSeq lists its product as uncharacterized. The transcript has 11 exons. The coding region runs from base 382 to 2796 and encodes 804 amino acids. The record is from RefSeq and is a predicted model, not a curated record. Lineage: Eukaryota; Metazoa; Mollusca; Bivalvia; Pectinida; Pectinidae.